AUGCUGGGGAGAGGAUUAUGUUUACCUUCACCUUAUCAGCAAAUGAAGAACGAAUGAUUCACAGAAAACCAAAAAGCCACAAAUCAUUUUACACUAAUUCAAAUCUCCUUUUCCUUUUUUAAUACUUUGAUCGAACGCUUUCCUUUCUCUGAACUCCUUUUUGUUUUUUAAUCUCUCUGUUUGAUUAUGGCGUUAGCUGAGAGCUCCAAUAUGCUUUCUUCUUCUUCUAUUAUGCUUGAAGACGAGGAUGAUCAUGAUACUGAUGAUGGGUAUGAUCAUGAUCAUCAUCCUCCACCCAGUAAUCUGUCCAGGUUGUCUGUGUGUACUAGUUCUAUGUAUACUAUUGAUGAUGAUGAUUAUCAAGAUUGUGAUGGUAUGAGGCUGUUCUUGUCAAGAUUAUCCAUAGAAAGCUUCGAUGCAGAUGAGGAACUCUCCGAUGAGAAAGAAGGGUUUGGCAUGCUUGACCUCUCCUCAGAUUCCGAUGAAGAACCCUGUUGCUACUCUCUUCCAGCGACGCCGCCUCGCCGUAGAAACGGCGGAGGUUUGGUAAAUAAGAAGCUUGUGGGGGCGAAGGAGUAUGCCAGUGAAAAUGAAGCUCAAAAGGGUAGUACGAGAAAGAAUUUGAGGAGGAGAAGAAGGGUUAUAAGAGAAAGAUGGGUUGAUGGUGAUAAUAAGAGUCAAAAGAAAGAUGAGGAGUGUAUGGGCGGGGGAAUGGGUAAUUACUAUGGGUACUGUAACAGUUUUAGUGGGGAGAGUGAAGGUGGAGGGGUGGUGUUGAUAACUCGGCCAAAGGGUGGGAGUAGGUCAUUGUGCAUGGACUUGGACGAAGUGAAGGCUUGUAGAGAUCUUGGGUUUGAAUUGGAGCAUGAGCGCAUGCUGGAAAUGCCUGGUCGUGUCUCCCUCUCAGGUUCUACCCUUGAUACAAGCAGCGGUGGCAAUUCGCCUAUCGCCAACUGGCGGAUUUCUAGCCCUGGUGAUGAUCCACGAGAAGUGAAGGCCCGGCUAAAGGUAUGGGCUCAGGCAGUGGCGCUUGCAUCUGCGUCUCGACACGGCGGCAUCUGAACCGUGUUUCUUUUUGCGCCUUUGCUCUCUAUCUUAAACCAAAAAAAAAAAAAAAAGGGAAAAAGGAAAAAAAAAUUUUUUUUGAAGGAUAGAUAUAAUCUUUUAUUAUUCAUCUAGGUAUUGAGGUUGGCUUGUUAAGAAACAAAAGUUUCCUUUUUGAAGGUUAUCCAUUUUGUAAUGUGGAUUGUGGUGUUGGGAUUUCAGGUCGGAGUCUCUCACUGCUUAGUUACUGUACAUGUUUCAGUUGUUGUAAAUAGAUCAGACGAUCGAUCAGGGUUGGAGGCAUCCUGGUUGACUCAAAACAGUUGAUUGUUACUGUUGUAAUUUUUUGGGAGCUUGUAUUCACUUUACACAGUUUGUUA
Hevea brasiliensis (rubber tree) is the source of this 1424-nucleotide messenger RNA. RefSeq lists its product as uncharacterized. The transcript has 2 exons. Bases 187 to 1062 code for a protein of 291 amino acids. Lineage: Eukaryota; Viridiplantae; Streptophyta; Magnoliopsida; Malpighiales; Euphorbiaceae. The record is from RefSeq and is a predicted model, not a curated record.